CGCGGCCCCGCUCCGCACCCGGCCCAGCCCCGCAGGGCGGGGGCACCGCGGCCCUCCGCGCCGCCCGGCCAUGCGCGCCCGCUGAGCCGCAGCGGAGGCGGCCGCCUUGCAGUUUGCUGCCGUACACUCCCCCCCGCUCCACCACCACCUUUCUUCUUUCUUUUUCUUUUUUUUUUUGUUUUUUUUUUUUUUUUUUAAAUUUCAUCUCAUUUAUUUAUUGGGUUUUUGGUUGGUUUUUUGUUUGUUUUGUUGGAGGAUCUCCCCCGCACACACCCCUCCGCCCUCCGCGGGCGGCGAUGGGCGCGGCGGCGGGCGGGCGCUCGGCGGGGCGCUGAGCGGGCGCGCAGCGGGCGCGGGGCGCGCCAUGGCCGCCAAGGACAACCCCUGCAGGAAGUUCCAGGCCAACAUCUUCAACAAGAGCAAGUGCCAGAACUGCUUCAAGCCCCGCGAGUCCCACCUGCUCAACGACGAGGACCUCAACCAGGCCAAACCCAUUUAUGGUGGCUGGCUGCUGCUGGCCCCGGAAGGAACGGACUUUGACAAUCCUGUCCAUCGCUCCCGGAAAUGGCAGCGUCGGUUCUUCAUCCUCUACGAGCACGGGCUGCUGCGCUACGCCCUCGACGAGAUGCCGACAACCCUCCCGCAGGGCACCAUCAACAUGAACCAAUGCACGGAUGUGGUGGAUGGGGAGAGCCGGACAGGGCAGAAAUUCUCCUUGUGCAUCCUGACGCCAGAGAAGGAGCACUUCAUCCGGGCCGAGAACAAGGAGAUCAUCAGUGGGUGGCUGGAGAUGCUGAUAGUCUAUCCGAGGACAAACAAGCAGAAUCAGAAGAAGAAGAGGAAGGUGGAGCCCCCGACUCCCCAGGAGCCCGGUCCUGCUAAGAUGGCCGUGACCAGCAGCAACAUCCCCAGUGCGGAGAAGGUCCCUGCCACCAAGUCGACGCUUUGGCAGGAAGAAAUGAGGGGCAAAGACCAAACGGACGGAGGCGGCGGCAUCAGCCCGGCACAGAGCCCGGUGCAAGGCCAGGCCGGGGCUGCCGGCUCCCUCAAGGAUCCUGUGCUGGACAGCAAGGAAGACGAGAGCUCCAUGAACGGAGACCGGAUAGACUGUGGGCGGAAGACGCGUGUGGAGAGCGGGUACUUUUCCUUGGAGAAGACCAAACAAGAUUCGAAGCUGGAAGAGCAGCAGCUGCCGCCCCCGCCGAGCCCGCCCAGCCCCAGCACCCCGAACAACAGCUUCUCUCUGAACUCCUUGGACUCGAAGAGCAGUUGCCCCAUGCACAAGGACUCCAGCAGCAGAGAUGUAGGAAGGGGAGCUGAAAAAUCGGGGCGUCCCCUUUCUUUUAAAGCCAGCCGGCAAUACACCACCCUGGCCGACGUUCCCAAGGCCAUUAGGAUCAGUAAUCGUGAGGCCUUCCAGGUGGAGAGGAAGCGGCUAGAGCGGAGAACCCGGGCCCGUAGCCCUGGGAGAGAAGAAGUGGCCCGGCUCUUUGGCAAUGAGAGAAGACGAUCCCAGGUAAUUGAAAAAUUUGAAGCAUUAGAUAUUGAGAACGCGGAGCACAUGGAAACGAACGUGUCGGCCAGUGCUGCCCUUUCCAGUGAGACGCGGCAGGGCAGGAGCGAGAAGAGGGUUUUCCCGCGGAAACGGGACUUCACUUGUGAAGGCGCAGCUGUGGGCUCCAUCCUGGAUGUGUCUGCGUCUCCUCUGUCCCCGCAUCGCCGGGCAAAGUCGCUGGACAGAAGGUCCACCGAGUCCUCUAUGACGCCCGACCUGCUGAACUUCAAGAAGGGCUGGUUGACAAAGCAGUAUGAGGACGGGCAGUGGAAGAAGCACUGGUUUGUGCUGACCGACCAGAGCCUGAGAUACUACCGGGAUUCCGUGGCGGAGGAGGCAGCUGACCUGGAUGGAGAAAUCGAUUUAUCCACGUGCUAUGAUGUUACUGAGUACCCGGUUCAGCGAAACUACGGCUUCCAGAUCCACACAAAGGAAGGGGAAUUCACCCUCUCCGCCAUGACGUCGGGCAUUCGCCGCAACUGGAUCCAGACCAUCAUGAAGCACGUUCGCCCCACCACGGCUCCCGAUGUAACAAGGAAAAACUUCUCUUUGAAACUAUCCGUGCUGAAGCCCAGCUCCCUGCCGGAAGAGAAAAGCAAAACAAGCUCUUCCUUCGAAACUGGUCCAAAGCCGAGCGAGAAGCCGGAUGCGGAGCAAGCUGAGCUGGACCCCGAGCAGAAGCGGAGCCGUGCCCGGGAGCGCCGGCGAGAAGGACGGUCCAAGACCUUUGACUGGGCUGAAUUUCGCCCCAUCCAGCAGGCCCUGGCGCAGGAGCGUGCAAACGCUGCAGACUCCUCCAAGAGUGGCUCUGCCGCCUUCCCCAGGGACGCCGGUGCCACCGAUGCCGACCCGGGAGAGCUGGAGCGGGAGCGGGCCCGGCGACGGGAGGAGCGUCGCAAGCGCUUUGAGAUGAUCGAUGCUGUGGACGGGGCAGGGUCGGAAGAAGCAUUAAGGAUGGAGGUGGACCGGAUCCUGCCCGUCCCGGCGGACAUCAAACCGCAGAACGUGCACGUGGAGAUCGAGCAGCGCUGGCACCAGGUGGAGACCACCCCGUUGCGGGAGGAGAAGCAGAUCCCCAUCGCACCCCUGCACCUUGCUCACCCCGAGGACCGGGACGAGGGGCUGACGAAGCAGCACUUGACCACGCUGCUGGAGAAGGAGCUGGAGCAGAAGCAGAAGGAGGCCCUGGAGCUCCUGGAGCAGAACCGGCACCUGCAGGACCAGCUGAAAGUGGCACUGGGCCGGGAGCAGAGUGCCCGGGAGGGCUACGUGUUGCAGACCGAGGUGGCCGCCUCGCCAUCAGGUGCCUGGCAGAGGCUCCACAAAGUCAACCAAGACCUCCAAAGCGAGCUGGAAGCCCAAUGCCAGCGUCAAGAGCUGAUCAAUCAGCAGAUUCAGUCGCUGAAGCGCAGCUACGCCGAGGCCAAGGACGUGAUCCGGCACCACGAAGCCGAGAUUCAGAGCCUGCAGGCGAGGCUCAGUAACGCGGCGGCCGAGCUCUCCAUCAAGGAGCAGACCCUGGCCAAGCUCAAGAGCGACCUGAGGAGCGAAAAAGAGAAAGCCAAAGAGCAGCUGGAGGAGUGGCAGCACGGCGAGGCCGCGCUCAGCUCCCAGCUGAAGGCCAGCGAGCAGAAGCUGAAGAACGCGGAGGCUCUGCUGCUGGAGAAGACCCAGGAGCUGCGGGACCUGGAGAUGCAGCAGGCUUUGCAGAGGGAUCAUCAGAAGGAGGUGCAGCGGCUCCAAGACAGGAUCGCGGACCUGAGCAGGCAGCUGAAUGCUAGCGAGCAAGCGCGGGUCCUCAUGGAGGAGAAGCUGCAGAAGAAUUACGAGGCUCUGCUGGAGAGCUGCGAGAGGGAAAAGCAGGUUUUAAUACGGAGUCUGAAGGAGGUGGAGGAUAAGGCAAAUGAGUACGAGAACCAGCUGCAAAAUAACGAGCAGCAAAUGGAGAUUCUGCAGAAGGAGAAGCUGAGUGCAAAGUUCGAAGGCAGCGAGCUUGUCCACCAGCUGGAGGAGCAGCUGGUGAUGAAGGAGGCCAGCAUCCAGAAACUCGCAGAGCACAUCAAGGAGCUCGAAAGAGAAAGAGAUCAGAUCAAAUGUCGGUUCCACGAGCUCAUGAAUCAGGUUGCCGAGUCGGAUAACGAAGUUGCAAAGCUGCAAGCAAAGCUGAAAAUGGAAGAGACCAACUACCACAAUCUGGAACAAUCGUUUGAGGAGGUGUCAGAUCAGUUCCAGGGUGUGCAGAAGGUGCUGAAAGAAAAAGAAGAAGAGCUGAGGCACGUUAAGGAAAUGCACUUGAGAAUUGUGGAGAAGAAAGAUCAAGAUCUCAGUGAGGCUUUGGUUAAAAUGGUUGCUUUAGAUAGCAGUUUAGAGGAGACUAAAGUAAAGCUAAAGGCCAAGGAGGAGGCUUUAAAGAAAUUAGCUAGUGUAGGCACAGGUCCAUGUGCUGAGGAGGUGGAAGACCUUGGCCCUAAUCUCGAGGCUGAUGAAAGUCAUCCGUCCCAACUGGGGCAGCCUCUGCAAACUCAGGAUGUCCUCCCAGCUCUGACUUAUGCACUGAAGGAGGAGGAGGAGGAGGAGGUUCUUGAGACCAGCCAGAGGCAGGCAGAGGAAUUCGGCUCCCCGUCCAAAGCUGUGGAGCUCCAGGACCAAGAGUUAGUUCAGAAAGCCUUAGCAAAGCCUGAUGUAGGGAUCAUGGGGGCCAAGAGGCAAAGAAUCCGUUUCUCGAGCAUCCAGUGCCAAAAAUACAUUCAUCCAGACGGAUCAGAGAAAAACUGGACGAGCAGCACCUCUUCAGACACGAGCCAAGACAGAUCGCUGUCUGAAGAAAGCAUGUCAUCAGAGCCAGCUCUUGGUUACCCAUCAUCAGGGACGAGCGACUCUGAGACCUAUCUCUCAAUCAUCCAUUCCCUGGAAACCAAACUUUACAUUACAGAGGAAAAACUCAAAGACGUAACGAUGAAGCUUGAAAGCCAGCACGGCCAUAAUCAGGAGACGCUCAUCGCCCUCCACCAUCAGUGGGCCAGCACGGAGUCUCAGCUGCGGGAACAACUUCAGACCAGCUUAUCCCAAGUCAGUGCUUUGAUCUCGCAGCUGGAGAGUGAGAGGCAGGAAAAGUUCAAGCUCAUAGAAAAUCACGUUAGUGAGCUGGGAGGUUUCCAAAUGAAAAAUGAUCAAGCGCUGACUUGCUUAGAGAAGUGCCGGGAGCAGCUAAGAUCUUUGCCCAAGUCAGACAAGGAAAAAGAGGGUGAUUUGUUCCUUGUUACUCUCUCCAGCAUGGAAACAACCUUAUCGAAUGCAAUCCAAGCCUUGAGAGGGGCGCCAGUCCCCUCGGAGUAUCAGCAGAGUGAAAGCCUUAUCGCAGAAAGCCCCGCUCCAGAAGGAGGUUUUUUAGGAGAAGAGGAGCACGUCUCCAAGGAGCAGCGAGCGGAAAUGUUUGACGCCGGCCAGUUGAGAUGGCUUUCUGAGAGAGUGGCAUUUGAGGCCUCUCUCAUCAACCAAAUAGCAGAGUCUUUGAAAAAUGCAAGCUCUGAGAUAUCGCAGCUUCUGAGAGAGAUCCAGGGAACGGCUGAGGUGGUUUUGUUGGAGCCGGCAAAUGUUUCUCAUACAGCAGUCGACUUGGCCAGUGUCCUAUCUAAGAAGCUGCUGCUGGAAGGGGAGUUCUGGAGCCAGGUGGAGGAGCUGAGAGUGCACUUGAGCACCAGAGAAGGAGAAGCCGAGGGCAAAACAGAAACAACAGGUUUGGGCUUUUCUUCAUGUUUUCUCAGUGCUGUAGCAGAUGCUACAUUGAUCAAGGCAGAACUUGGGUUUGUCGCACAGAAAAUGAGAGAAUCUUUUCAUCAGAGAUUAAAAAAAAUCGAAGAAGACCUCCAUAAUACCAAAACAGCUCUCCAGCAGCAUAAAUGCAUGUUGGAGGAGAUCAUCAAAGCGUACAGGACUCCUGAUUUUGACAGAGUUAUGCACCAGAUUUCUGAAGCACUUGAAAUUCAAAAAGAUGCUUCAGAAAGAACCCAAGUCUCCUGGGACGGGAGCCACCUGCAAAUGGUGCCGUGUCAGGAAUUAGCCAAGGCGGAGGAGAUUGGCAGCCUGCCGGACCGUAGUAGUGAAGCUCUUGUUUCCAUUCAGGAAGAUCUUGCCCAACAACUAAAGGACAAAUCAAAUGUUCUGAGAGAAAUAUCUGUUGCCUUACUCUCUCUGCCUCCUGAGGAGGCAAUGAGAGACUGUCAGAAGCUCCUGAAGAUAUCUCAGAGUCUUUCAUAUCAUUCGUGCAUGGGAGACCUUGAACGGUAUUCCUCUUUGUUAGUCCAAGACGCAAUUGUUCAGGCUCAGGUUUGUUACGCCGCUUGCAAAGUCCGACUGGAGUAUGAGAGAGAGCUGAAGUCCUACAAGGAGUCCUUGCAGAGCAUGGACGCGCUCUGCCAAGAGCGCGUGAAGACGGUCUCUCUCCUUCGGGACGAGUACGAAGACUUGCUUAGAAAGCAGCAGGGUGAGUACGGCGAGGUGAUCGCCAUGCUUGAACGGGAGAACGCUGAUCUCAAAGCAAAGGUGUCCCAGCUUGACAGUCAGCGAAGGCUUUUGGAGGAAGAGGAGCAUAAACACAGCAAGAGCUUGAGUGAAUUGCAGGGACGGUAUGAGGAGGAGAUUCGAAAUGUGAUAGAGCAACUAAACAGGACCGAGGAUGCUCUGAAGGCCGAGAGGACAGAGGGUCUCAACCAGCUGGAUGCCAUCGUCCGUGACAAGCAGAACAUGGAGCGGUAUCACCUGGAGCAGAUGCAAAUGCUGGAGGACAAGUUCCAGGCCAAGAUCAAGGAGCUGCAGGUCAUCCACGGCGAGGAGCUGCAGGCGUUGCAGGAGCACUACAGCCAGAACCUGCAGCGCCUGCAGGAGACCCUGGACGAAUACCAGCGGCAGCACCCGGAGGCGUCCCCCGCGGCAGGCCCGGGUGGUGGGGACGCCUGGGCGGCUGAUGAGACGGGUGGCACCGGGCAGGACCCCGGCAGCGACCCGGACUCCAUGCACGGCCUGAGGGAGCGUAUCCAGGAGCUGGAGGCCCAGAUGAACGUCAUGAGGGAUGAGCUGGAGAACAAGCAUCUGGAGGGGAACGCUUCCACCUUGAGGGAAAAAUACCAGAAAGACUUUGAAAACUUAAAGGCAACAUGUGAAAGGGGCUUUGCAGCCAUGGAGGAGACACACCAGAAGAAGAUCGAGGACCUGCAGCGGCAGCACCAGCGGGAGCUGGAGAAGCUGCGGGAGGAGAAAGACCGCCUGCUAGCAGAAGAAACGGCUGCCACCAUUUCAGCCAUCGAAGCCAUGAAGAACGCGCACAGAGAGGAGCUGGAGCGAGAGCUGGAGAAGUCCCAGCGCUCCCAGAUCAGCAGCGUCAAUGCCGACAUCGAGGCCCUCCGAAGGCAAUACCUGGAGGAGCUGCAGUCGGUGCAGCGGGAGCUGGAGGUCCUUUCGGAGCAGUAUUCGCAGAAGUGUUUGGAAAACGCCCACCUGGCGCAGGCGCUGGAGGCUGAGAGGCAGGCCCUCCGCCAGUGCCAGCGGGAGAACCAGGAGCUCAACGCCCACAACCAGGAGCUGAAUAACCGCCUGGCUGCGGAGAUCACGCGAUUGCGGACCCUGCUGACCGGGGAAGGCGGGGGAGAGGCUGCUGGAUCGCCUCUCACGCAGGGCAAGGACGCCUACGAGCUGGAGGUCCUGCUGCGGGUCAAAGAAUCAGAAAUCCAGUACCUGAAGCAGGAGAUCAGCUCCCUCAAAGACGAGCUGCAGACGGCGCUGAGGGAUAAGAAAUACGCCAGCGACAAGUACAAAGACAUCUACACGGAGCUGAGCAUCGUGAAGGCCAAGGCAGACUGCGAUAUCAGCAGGUUGAAAGAGCAGCUGAAAGCAGCCACAGAAGCUCAGGGAGAGAAAUCCCCUGUGAACACCACUGUAUCGGGAUACGAUAUUAUGAAAUCAAAAAGCAACCCUGAUUUCUUGAAGAAAGACAGAUCCAGUGUUAGCCGGCAACUAAGGAAUAUCAGGUCAAAGUCCGUUAUUGAGCAGGUCUCAUGGGAUAACUGAAAUGAACCCGAGUCCAGGUUCCCUGCCACGUAGAGUCUGAAGGAAGGCCUGACUGUGCAAGAACGCCUGAAGCUUUUUGAAUCCAGGGACUUGAAGAAAGACUAGUUCUCCCCGCUCCGCUUGACCACGCGCACCUCCCAGCUUGAGGCAGCACAGCACCAGCACCGUUUGUCUCUCGUUCCUUACGACUGUCCUUGCUGUCGUUCGUCUUGACGCCCCCGACGGGACCUGGCGCCGCGGUGGGGGUGCCCCCCGCCGCCCCCUCCCCUCCCCAGCACCUUUUCCCUGCUUGUGAGAUGCUCCAGAGACUCUGAGAGGGAGAGGAAGGGAUCGGGGUGGGGUUUUUUUCCCCUCUCUUCGGCGCUUUGUAGGAGAAUCCUUCCUUUACUGUAAACCAUUACACUAAGUGUCAGUAUUAAGGCUCAGUAGCCUGUUAAUAAGCUAGCUCUGUCGUACCAACCGUUUUGGUAUGCAAGCAGGGCCUGGGUGGUAUCGGCCAUACCUAGCUCUUACUGCUGUCAAGAGACCCAGUGCUCAGAGCACGCCAGGAGCCUAAUCUAACCGUUGAUCUCGAUUGCAUUAAUUGCACCUACAAGGGGAGGGGGAAGCUGUUGGGGGAGCGCAAGUCCGUGCCGGCGUACGCAGCCCGGAGGUACAACACUGACAUCUCGCUGGAGAAGGACGCAAGAAAUGAUUCUCCUGCCCCGUGACUGUGCCGUAUCCUGAAUGUAGGCGAUACCGAAGCCCGUCGAGCUUUGGUGGCCGCCCGGGUGGUUAUGGAUAGGGAGCUGCAGAUAACUCACCUGCACCGUCGAGUCCGCCCCAUCGGCGUGUCUUUGCCUCCCGUCUCGCUGGUGGCCGGAGUCGGUGUUUCGGGGGCCGAGCUGUAAGAUCACUUUCUUGCCUCUGUUAGAUCAAGCCCAGCACUCUCUUUUUUUUUUUUUUUUUGCUGUUACUCCCUUCCUCUCAUUGAGUCCCGUGUAUCCCAGGGUCUGUGCGCAUGUGAAACUCCCUUUUCCUAGUCAAAGGAAAGUAGAGUAGAAAGUAGAGCCAUUAUUGACUGAAAAUGCACAGUGCUCAAUGCAUAUAAUGCUCCUUUUUUAUCAGCUUCUUGAAUUCAACUCUUCUUGUCAGCAGGGCAGCUCCUAUUUUAAUUCUUUAAUCUUUUCGUGAAAUAAAAAUCUCAAAACCAG
Messenger RNA from Chroicocephalus ridibundus (black-headed gull), 8811 nucleotides. It is a transcript of the gene MPRIP, whose product is annotated as myosin phosphatase Rho interacting protein. Gene Ontology annotation, molecular function: actin filament binding. The record is from RefSeq and is a predicted model, not a curated record. Lineage: Eukaryota; Metazoa; Chordata; Aves; Charadriiformes; Laridae. Gene Ontology annotation, cellular component: actin cytoskeleton. Bases 365 to 7618 code for a protein of 2417 amino acids. The transcript has 27 exons.